AUGCUGCAGGAUUUGCUGGACAUGAUGGUGAGAGGAGCUUGCACAGGCUGCUCCUCGUUGAGGAUUGACAAUCCAGGCUGUAGUCAAGAGCUCAGCAAGGCUGUGUCCCAGAGCUGGGACAUCAAGAUUGUCUCCCCAUGCACCCAAGAGACGCAGCAGGAGGGCUCGGAGCUGGAAGAAGGACAAUGUGACUCGGGCAUCUACUCGAUCCCCUCCAUCCGCUCCCUGCCCGGCCCGCCGGGGGAAGGGGAGCACCCCCCGGGCCUCGGACACGCUGCGAGGAAGGAGACGCAGCAGGAGGGCUCGGAGCUGGAAGAAGGACAAUGUGACUCGGGCAUCUACUCGAUCCCCUCCAUCCGCUCCCUGCCCGGCCCGCCGGGGGAAGGGGAGCACCCCCCGGGCCUCGGGGACACGCUGCGGGAGAAGGACUCCGGCCCCCUGGGCAAAGAGGGAACCGACGCCCUGGAGGCGGAGGAAAGGGUCGACUCUACCUAUGGCUCGGCCUCCCUCACCGAGCCCCUGACCGCGCUGGGGCAGUUCCCGGAGGAGGAGGAGGAAGCCGCGGAGGGGCUCAGCCAGCAGCAGCUAGAGGCGCUCACCUACAUCUCGGAGGACGGCGACACGCUGCUGCACCUGGCGAUCAUCCAUAGCGUGCCAGCACUGGCAUUCUGCUGCAUCACCCAGCUGCCCAGGGAGGUGCUAGAGAUCCAGAAUGACUUGUUUCAGACCCCACUUCACCUGGCUGUGUACCUGGAGCAGCCCAAUGUGGUAAGGGCGCUGAUCCACAAGGGGGUCAGCCUGACCCUACAGGACCGCAACGGCAACACCCCUCUGCACGUGGCCUGCGAGCAGCAGAACGUGCAGUGUGCCAAGCAGCUUCUGGAGCCAGCCCCCGGGGAGAGCACGGAGCCUCAAAGGAGCCUGCAGGACCUGCAGCUCCAGAACUGGCAAGGCUUAGCCUGUCUGCACAUCAGCACCUUGAAGGGGAAUCAGCAGCUGAUGGGACUGCUACUGCACAGUGGCGCGGAUAUCAACGUCCAGGACGGCACAAGUGGGAAGACACCCCUGCACCUGGCAGUGGAGAGCCGUGACCGCAGGACAGUUAAGUACCUGCUCAGCAAGGGGGCCCACGUGGACGCCCCAAUGUACAACGGCUGCACCCCACUGCACCUGGCCGUGGGCAGGAAAGAUGCUACCAUGGCUGCCAUAUUGUACCACUCGGGGGCUGACACCCUGCUGAGGAACAUGGAAGAUGAGACUGCCCAGGACUUGGCCGACGGCAACGAUGAUCUCCUCGCCCUCCUGCCUUUCGAUGACCUGAAGAUCUCGGGGAAGCCGGUAGUGUGCGCCGACUGAGCGCCCAGACUCUGACCGACUGCGGGGGCCGCCCCCACCCAGCCAUGGCACUACAGCUGGCAGGAGCGGAGCCAGCGCAGGAGAUCUUUUCCCCCCGUAGCAGUGUGCAUGGUCCCCAGCGCUCUGCCCGAACACCCUUGCCCUGAGCAGGUGGCAACUGGAGGAAGCUGGCCCCCUGAGCUCUGCACGAGACCCUCUGAUGGUGCUUCCGGACUGCUGCUGCUCUCUCCCGCACCUGCAAUGGGAGCAACCAGCGGGGGGCUCCAGUCUCAGAUUGUAUGGAGGAGUAGCUGGGAGGGGGUUUCCUCAUCCCAGACUCUGCAGUGGGGGGGUGCUGCUUCCCUACGCCUCUCAACACUGCUGGAGCAGUUGUGGGGGCUCCCAUCACCCUUCCCAGGGAGACAUAAACACUUGAUUUUUAUGCCCAAGUUCUGGGCCUCGUGGUUUCCCCAGCAACCGCAAGGGGCUGCGCACUCUGACUUCUUGCCGCUUGAAACCUUCAGCACCUCAGGGGCAGAACUGAUCCCUACCCCUACCAGCCCCUCUCCAACCAGGGGGAAGCUGGGUCAGAUCUGACAUGAAGAUAAGCAGGAGCCAUUGUCUGGAGGGAUGUAGUUGGAUGGGGAGAUACAGAACCUAGUACGGGGCCCGUUAGCCUGUUCCCAAGGAAAUCCCAUUCCCUGUCGCUCUUCCUGCGAGAACCCAGUGUAGCUAAUGCUGCUCCCAUGAUGGGUCAGUUCCAGCCUGCUAACCUGCACUCCCCACUGCAGUCGUAGCUGGACUCCCAGCAGGAGGGGCGGGGAAAACGGGGGUUUUAUUCUUAGUUCUGCUACUGAGUGGCUGUGUCACCUGAGGCAAAGUGCCUUGCCCUGCACCUCAGUUUCCCCCCUGAAAGGUAAAACACACAGAGCAGUGCUCAUGCGCAUGUAGAAAACUUGCUCCCAAGCUCAGUAAAGGGCCUGGAGAUGCUCCCGUGAAAGAGACUGGAGAGGGGCCAAGGGUCCUCCUUGAUGAUUAGUCAGUUCCCCUCUUGGGGCUAUGUUUCCCUCACCCCACCCCCAACGCGGCUGCUGCUCUGUGGCAGGUGUAUACAUAGGGAGUGUAGCACUGGGGAGCCGUGGGUGCCCAGGACCCCAUUUAAGCUGGCAGUGUUCUCAGCUCGCUGCUUCGACCUGGCUGUUUCUUGCAUGGGGGCAAGUCCUGGAUGGCGCAAUCACCCAGGAUGUGCUGGAGAGCCUGCUCCUUCCUCCCCAGUUCUUGGAAGGGCUGCUGCAGUGGAGUUUUGCCAGGAAAAGCUGCAGAACUUCUUAGCAAGCUCUUUGGGAGCCUCGGCGUAGUCUCUGUGGCUCCUCUGGGCUGCUCCAGGUCAUUUGCUCUUUUUCUUUCUUACUCCCGCAUUUUAGCAUUUAUUCCCUCCCUGCUGAGGUCAAAGAUGUGUUGAAUGUACUGGCCUCAGUCAAAAUCUAGUGGCAAUGGCUCAGGGGUGGCUCGGGAGAGCUGUCUUCAUUUUGAUGUGAUCUCCUGGGUCUGCUCCGGAGAGGCCUAGCACUGGACGAGCGGAAGGAGCAGAGGCUCAGGACUGAGGGUAGAAGUGUGUGCCAGGAGGGCGGGGGUUGAGAGAAGAACUGGAGGGAAAUUAUUUUUCAACUGGGGAGCCUUUUAAAAGAAUCAUCUCUGAAAAUCUGGUCUAUGCUGCCACCUUGUGGCCGCUGAUGGUAUUGCAACUCGACACUGCUGCAAGUUCCUUGUGUGGCUGGGUCUCUGUGCUGAGCCCCUGGCAAGGUGCGGUUUGCUGGCUGCUCUGACUCCUGUGACAGGGACGGUGGGGAGGGGCCUCAGGUGUGGUGCUAGGGAAGCACAGAUGGCCUGGCCUGUUGCUGGUGGGUAGAUCAGAGGCAUUCAAAUGUUAUUUAAAGAAUAAAUGGAUCAAUCCUCUAGCAAA
Molecule: messenger RNA, 3298 nt
Organism: Pelodiscus sinensis (Chinese soft-shelled turtle)
Lineage: Eukaryota; Metazoa; Chordata; Testudines; Trionychidae
Gene: NFKBIE
Product: NFKB inhibitor epsilon
Biological process (GO): cellular response to tumor necrosis factor
Cellular component (GO): cytosol
Molecular function (GO): NF-kappaB binding
Source: RefSeq, a predicted model, not a curated record